Molecule: messenger RNA, 1291 nt
Organism: Eruca vesicaria subsp. sativa (arugula)
Lineage: Eukaryota; Viridiplantae; Streptophyta; Magnoliopsida; Brassicales; Brassicaceae
Source: the annotation of a GenBank genome assembly
GAGCUAUCAAAUUCGAAAAACAAUGGCGGCCUCUCCGCAUAUUUCGCCGCCCAAUCUUUCCCGCUAUAAAUUAUUCUCUACUUCCGCUGUUGAAAACCCUAAUUACUAUCCAUAUCAUAAUAUCGAUAGUCGUCGGCGGAGAUUGACCAAAUCGCAUCUUCAAGCGCAGAACAGUGGUACCAAUAUUAGCUAUGGUACUCGGACGACGGAAUUCGCCUCCUCCUCUAAGAAACUAUGGAUUAGGCAAAUGGAGGUGGAGCAAGGGCAAAUAGAAGAUGAAGAAGAAGAGCAAGAGGAUAUGAGUGACGAAGCGAGUCUGCUGUCGUUGAGCAUGAAACCGGACAGAAACAUGGCGGCGUUGCUCGACGAUUACGAGAUGGAGGAGCUUGGCCACACUCCUCCUCCUGAUACCAAUCAUCGCAGCGGAUACGUGGCGGUGGUUGGGAUGCCGAACGUGGGUAAAAGCACGCUUUCUAAUCAAAUGAUUGGUCAGAAAAUCUCUAUUGUCACUGAUAAACCUCAAACCACCAGGCAUCGUAUUCUCGGUAUCUGCUCCACCCCUGAUUAUCAGAUGAUACUUUAUGACACACCUGGAGUCAUUGAUGCACAGAAUGUCCGUGAUGCUGCUAUCAAUGCUGAUUGCGUUGUUAUUCUCGUUGAUGCCUGUAAAACCCCUGCUAAUAUAGACGAAGUCUUGAAAGAGGGCUUGGGAGACCUCCAGAAGAGGCCACCCAUGCUUCUUGUUAUGAACAAGAAAGAUCUUAUCAAACCUGGUGAGAUUGCCAAGAAACUCGAGUGGUAUGAAAAAUUCACAGAUGUUGAUGAAGUUAUUCCUGUUAGUGCAAAGUACGGACAUGGAGUAGAGGAUGUCAAAGACUGGAUCUUAUCCAAACUUCCCUUUGGCCCUCCUUAUUAUCCCAAGGAUAUUGUGAGUGAACACCCAGAGAGAUUCUUUGUUGCUGAGAUCGUUAGAGAGAAGAUUUUUAUGCAGUACCGAAAUGAAGUUCCUUAUGCAUGUCAGGUGAACGUGCUGAGCUACAAAACUAGACCAGCUGCAAAAGAUUUUAUUCAAGUAGAAGUUGUAGUGGAUAAAAAUUCCCAGAAGAUCAUCCUUAUAGGAAAAGAAGGGAAGGCUUUGAAAACGCUAGCAACGGCUGCUCGACUAGACAUUGAAGAUUUCCUUGAGAAGAAAGUCUUCCUUGAGGUGGAAGUGAGAGUGAAGGAGAACUGGAGACAAGAUGAGGGACUUCUCAAGUACUAUGGCUAUGGAGGACAGAUCCGAGCUAUGUAG